CCUCAGCCAGAGGCGCGUCGGAUUCGAACGGCGGUGGCGGGCGGGAAGGAGCCGGGCAGGAGCGGAGCGGUCAUGGCGGGUUCGGCCGCUCUGCUCCGGCAGUGCCCGCUGCUGCUUCCACAGAACCGCGAGCGGACCGUCUAUGAGGGCUUCGUCACCGCGCAGGGUAGAGACUUCCACAUUAGGAUACUGUUACCAAUGGAUUGUCAACUGAAAAAUGCAAGGCUAGAGUGUAGCUGGCACCUAAAGAAGAUACUGAAUCAAUAUCAGCAUAUUUUAAAGCAGAGGCUGCACAGCUGUCCAGAUCUCAGCAGCUUUAUGGUGGAACUGAAAACUAUUUUGGAAAUUGCGUUAAAGAAUACACAAGACCUGCAUAUACCACGGCCGCCAGAAUACUACUCCUGUCUUGUCAGAGAUCUUGAAAUACUGGGUUGGAAUAAAGUUGCAUACAUGGAUACUGGUCUCACCACAAUCAAGCUGAAAGCUGAAGACUCUUGUGGUCGACAGCAUAUCAUCACUCUAAAGUUCAAUGCAAAGUAUCCAACAGAACCACCGGAUUGCCUUGUGGAUUUUCCAGUUCCAUUUGCUAUUUCUUGGAUGCCCCAGAGCUCCUUACUGGACAUUUAUAAUCAGUUCCUGGCAGCAUUGGAAUCAGUGAAAGAAUUCUGGGAUGCCAUGGAUGAAAUAGAUGGGAAGACAUGGGUGCUUGAGCCAGAAAAUCCCACGCGGGGUGCUACAACAAGAAGAAUCGCUAUAGGGAACAACGUCUCUGUGAGUGUGGAGGUGGAUCCUCGGCACCCAGCCAUGCUCCCUGAGUGCUACUUCCUCGGGGCAGAUCACGCGGUUAACCCCUUGAGAACCAAGCUGAACGACAACAUGCACUUGUGGGAUCCAGAAAUCAGUUUAUUGCAAAACUUGAAAGGCCUCUUAGAAAUCGAUUUCCCCUCUCGUGCUGUGUUAGAGAAAAGUGAUUUUGCCAAGGACUGUGGCAUCUGCUACGCCUAUCGCCUCAACGGCACUACUCCAGAUCAGGUGUGUGAUGACCCCCGCUGUGGACAACCCUUCCACCAGGCUUGUCUGUAUGAGUGGCUACAAGGUCUUCCUUCGAGCAGACAGAGCUUUAAUGUCAUCUUUGGUGAAUGUCCAUAUUGUAAUAAGCCACUGACGUUGAAAUCUUCAAUGAAGAAACUCUGAGAAGAAACUGUGUGAUGGGAACACCACCACACGUGCACUGAAGCCCCCGAGAUGGUGCCAUCAAAGAAAAUACAAGGAAAGUACUAUCAGCAGCAGGAG
Molecule: messenger RNA, 1293 nt
Organism: Pezoporus flaviventris
Lineage: Eukaryota; Metazoa; Chordata; Aves; Psittaciformes; Psittacidae
Gene: FANCL
Product: FA complementation group L
Exons: 14
Coding region: 73-1194 (373 amino acids)
Biological process (GO): protein monoubiquitination; interstrand cross-link repair
Cellular component (GO): nucleus; Fanconi anaemia nuclear complex
Molecular function (GO): ubiquitin protein ligase activity
Source: RefSeq, a predicted model, not a curated record